This is a messenger RNA of Diceros bicornis minor, 1425 nucleotides long. RefSeq names its product transmembrane p24 trafficking protein 3 (gene TMED3). NCBI's taxonomy places the organism in Eukaryota, Metazoa, Chordata, Mammalia, Perissodactyla, Rhinocerotidae. Gene Ontology annotation, biological process: endoplasmic reticulum to Golgi vesicle-mediated transport; intracellular protein transport; Golgi organization. Gene Ontology annotation, cellular component: COPII-coated ER to Golgi transport vesicle; COPI vesicle coat; Golgi apparatus. The transcript is spliced from 3 exons. The record is from RefSeq and is a predicted model, not a curated record. The coding region runs from base 90 to 749 and encodes 219 amino acids.
GGCUCGUGCCACGUCUGUCGUAGCGAGUCUUGCCAGGUCCCGCAGCCGCCGCCCCGAGCCGCGGCGCACGGGACUGGACCGGGAGUAUCAUGGGCAGCGCGGCCCCGCGCUCCACCUCCGCGCUGCUCCUGCUGCUGCUGCUGCUGCUGCUCCGGGCCGAGCGGACGCGGGGCGCCGAGCUCACUUUCGAGCUGCCCGACAGCGCCAAGCAGUGUUUCCACGAGGACGUGGAGCAGGGCGUGAAGUUCUCCCUGGAUUACCAGGUCAUCACUGGAGGCCACUACGAUGUUGACUGCUAUGUGGAGGACCCCCUGGGAAACACCAUCUACAGGGAAACCAAGAAACAGUAUGACAGCUUCACGCACCGGGCGGAGGUCAAGGGCGUUUAUCAGUUUUGCUUCAGUAAUGAGUUUUCCACCUUCUCUCACAAGACCGUCUACUUUGACUUUCAAGUGGGUGACGAGCCCCCCAUUCUCCCAGACAUGGGGAACAGGGUUACCGCUCUCACGCAGAUGGAGUCCGCCUGUGUGACCAUUCACGAGGCUCUGAAGACGGUUAUUGACUCCCAGACGCAUUACCGGCUCCGGGAGGCCCAGGACCGGGCCCGGGCUGAAGACCUGAAUACCCGAGUCUCUUACUGGUCUAUCGGUGAGACGAUCGCCCUGUUCGUGGUCAGCUUCAGCCAGGUGCUGCUGCUGAAAAGCUUCUUCACAGAGAAACGACCCGUCAGCAGGGCGGUCCACUCCUAGUCGAGGAGUGUGCUCCAGGGCCCCUCACACCCCAGGAUGGACCCACUCUCCUAGGUCACAGGCUCCUGCUGGGCUGCUGGGUGCAACCCAGGGCAGGGGCAGAGCUGCCUGGAGAAGAGCAUGGGGUGACGUGCUCUCACCUUGCCUUCUCCUCAGGUGCUUAAUCCUUGUACUCCAGCAGCCAAAACUCAGAGCCCAGUAAUCAGAAGGCAUCCAGUUGCAUUAUGUGACACAAUGAAAAAGGUUUACCAUCAGGUGAGGGAUUGGCCACUGUGGGAGGGCAGACGGGCAGUAGUCCAGGCCUGGCUGGUAGGGAGAACCCCUUGUGCCCAGGCCUCCAGGGGGCAGCCCAGGGCUCUCCUCUGCUCUGUUAGGCAUCGGUCAUUGGCUUGUGUGUGUCCUACCGGUGCAGAGAAGAAGGGGGCCCUCAGUCUGGCCUUCCUUCAUGGAGCUCUCUGUACCUGAGGAAACCAGGCCCUGACGUGGCUCUGCAGAAUUUCCCACCCCAGGUGAGCAGUGGUAUCAGCCAAUCCAGCAGGAGCAAAACGGUGACUGGGUGCCCUUGGUUAGUUGUGUAUCUCCUAGGAGGCGGAACUCUGGCUAAUAAAAACUAAGUGUGAGCGCCAUGGAGACUUGUGCCUUUAUUUAUUUGCCCUAAAGGACCUCACAGCUUAGU